AUGUUUAGUUUUGGGUCUCUAAAGACUCAUUUUUCUGUGUUUAACCAUCAACUGUCUUUGCCUUUGUAUCUUCGGUCAAAGAUUUUUGCUCAAUAUUCUGGUGGUUAUAGGGCUAUUUCUACAUCAUUUAACCAUUUUCGCUCUAUAAAUUCCCCUCCUUUUGGAGUCAAACGACAUUUUACUACUGGUUUCUUUCCCAAAUUAGGCAUUUUUAACUCAAAUUUAGCCUCAAAAAAUCAAACGCAAUGUGUGGGUUUAGUUUUUUCAAUUGAAUCUAAAAAUCACUUCUCCACUUCAGGUGAAGGGAGAGUUACUUGGGAGGACCACGAAGAAAUCGCUUCACUCUUGUAUACCGAAUUUAAGUCAACAAAUCCGCUAACUGUGAGAUUCACUGACCUGCACGAAAUGGUGGAAGAUGUGGUUAGAAAACAUCAUUUUUGUGAAAUUUCAGGGGAAUGCUCAGAAGGAGCACUCGAACAGAUCCAGAUGACCUGGCUAGAACUUUAUGAACAAGACUAA
Theileria annulata is the source of this 519-nucleotide messenger RNA. RefSeq lists its product as uncharacterized. The coding region runs from base 1 to 519 and encodes 172 amino acids. The record is from RefSeq and is a predicted model, not a curated record. Gene Ontology annotation, molecular function: ferrous iron binding. The transcript has a single exon. Gene Ontology annotation, biological process: iron-sulfur cluster assembly. Lineage: Eukaryota; Apicomplexa; Aconoidasida; Piroplasmida; Theileriidae.